Micropterus salmoides (largemouth bass) is the source of this 7716-nucleotide messenger RNA. RefSeq names its product solute carrier family 7 member 14a (gene slc7a14a). The transcript has 10 exons. Gene Ontology annotation, molecular function: amino acid transmembrane transporter activity. Gene Ontology annotation, biological process: amino acid transport; transmembrane transport. Gene Ontology annotation, cellular component: plasma membrane. Lineage: Eukaryota; Metazoa; Chordata; Actinopteri; Centrarchiformes; Centrarchidae. The record is from RefSeq and is a predicted model, not a curated record. The coding region runs from base 393 to 2690 and encodes 765 amino acids.
UCCCUCCUCCCCAUCCCUCCUCCCGCGCUGGCUCUCGCUGAUGCACCGAGCAGCAGGGAGAUGCUGCUGCUGAUGCUGGCGACCGACUGCAGCAUCUGACAUGGGCAUCCUUUAAUCCGGCCGCGCCACAAUAAUAUUCUCUCUCACCAUGUGGGGAAGAUCUAAGAUGCUAUUCCACUAAACCAGGACAAGAGAGAGAGGCAGCAAGACAAAAUCAGAUCUUCUUUUGAAUCUUCCAUCAUUUGGAUAAGGAAUAACUCUUUUUCUGCACUGCUGUACAUGAUUGUUUUCGCAAGAAAACAGUAAAAGAAAAAGAAAAAUUGAAACUACACACUCCUUUUCUUGUGAAAUUAUUUUCUUUGACUUCUGACCCUUGACAUUUAGUCCUCAGUAUGAGCAGUAUGGUAGGAAAGCUAGACCCUCGGAGGGUACAGUGGGGCGCAAAAUGGAACACCUUUGCGUCCCGUGUCCUGAGGACCAAACCUGUGGAGUCCAUGUUGGAUUCGGCCAUGACCGGCACUAGCUCACAUGGUACUAGGCUGGCCCGUGUGUUAUCUACAGUGGACCUGGUGUCCCUGGGUGUGGGUAGCUGCGUUGGGACAGGGAUGUAUGUGGUCUCGGGGCUGGUUGCCAAGGAGAUGGCCGGUCCGGGGGUCAUUGUGUCCUUCAUUAUUGCCGCUGUGGCCUCCAUAUUGUCAGGAGUGUGUUAUGCAGAGUUUGGCGUGCGGGUGCCUAAGACCACAGGUUCGGCCUACACAUACAGCUAUGUGACUGUGGGCGAGUGUGUGGCGUUUUUCAUUGGCUGGAACUUAAUUCUGGAGUAUCUGAUUGGCACGGCAGCGGGGGCGUCGGCCCUCAGCAGCAUGGCAGACUCACUGGCCAAUCACAGCAUCAGCAACUUUAUGAUUUCACACAUCGGAACUCUCAAUGGCUUGGGUAAAGGGGAGCAGUCAUACCCAGACCUGCUGGCGCUGCUGAUCGCACUGCUGGUGACAGUGAUAGUUGCUUUGGGAGUGAAGAACUCUGUGAGCUUCAACAACGUGCUGAACGUCAUCAACCUAAUAGUGUGGGUAUUCAUGAUGAUCGCCGGACUUUUCUUCGUCAAUGGAGAGAACUGGGACGAGGGGAGGUUCCUGCCCUUUGGCUGGUCGGGGGUGAUGCAGGGAGCAGCCACCUGUUUCUAUGCCUUCAUUGGAUUUGACAUCAUUGCUACAACAGGAGAGGAGGCCAAGAGUCCCAACACCUCCAUCCCCUAUGCCAUCACUGCCUCACUCAUCACCUGCCUCACUGCUUACGUCUCUGUUUCUGUGAUCCUGACUCUGAUGGUCCCGUAUAAUGAGAUUGACGCGGACGCCCCGCUCAUGGAGAUGUUUGCCAUGCAUGGCUGUAUGUUUGCAAAGUAUAUCGUCGCGGUGGGCUCCAUAGCCGGACUCACUGUAUCCCUCCUGGGGUCCCUGUUCCCCAUGCCCAGGGUCAUCUAUGCCAUGGCGGGGGACGGCCUGCUUUUUAAGUUCCUGGCCAAUGUAUCUUCCUACACAGAGACCCCUGCUGUUGCCUGUGUAGUGUCAGGCUUUCUGGCAGCCCUGCUGUCCCUCCUGGUCAGUCUCAGAGACCUCAUAGAGAUGAUGUCCAUAGGAACCCUGCUGGCCUAUACCCUGGUAAGCCUGUGUGUCCUACUGUUGCGUUACCAACCUGAGAGUGACAUCCACGGCUUUGUGAACUUCCUCUCUGAGGAGCAGAACAACAAGAGGAAGGAAGGCGUUCUGGCUGAGUGCGAAAAAGAUGCCUGUUCACCCACCAGCGAAGCAGAUGAGUAUGGAGAUCCGCCCACUAACACCUGUGGAGCCAAAAACCUGCCGUCACUGGGUGAUAACGAGAUGCUAAUAGGCAAACCAGAUAAAAACGCCUACACUGCAAGCCACCCAAACUAUGGCACAGUGGAUAUGACUACUGGCAUUGAAGCAGAAGAGUCCGAGGGCGGGAUGUCCCGGCGGUUGAAGAAGCUCAUUGGUCCACGCUACUACACCCUGAGGAUCCGAUUGGGUCUUCCGGGAAAGAUGGACAGGCCAACUCCAGCCACGGGGAAAACUGUCACUGUGUGUGUGCUGCUACUCUUCAUCAUCAUCUUCGCUUUCUGCUCUUUCAUCAUCUUUGGUUCGAGCACUAUUGGGGAGGGUCGCUGGUGGGCUUUGCUGCUAUUAAUUUUCUUCAUCAUCUUCAUUGCCCUGCUUAUCAUCAUCAUCCUCCAGCAGCCAGAGAACCCUAAGCGGCUGCCCUACAUGGCACCCUGUGUGCCCUUUGUACCUGCUUCAGCCAUGCUAGUCAACAUCUACCUCAUGCUUAAACUGUCUGCCAUCACCUGGAUACGAUUUUCAAUCUGGUGCCUCGUGGGUGUGCUCAUCUACUUUGGCUAUGGCAUGUGGAAUAGCACGCUGGAGAUCACGGCCAGAGAAAACGAGGUGCAUGCCUCCACCUACCAGCGUUAUGAUCAAGGUGUGGACGAAGGCUUCUGUGGCUUUGACGAUGAUUUCUACCCGCCUACUACUGACCCCUGGGUUGCACCAGCCGGGGGAUCAGGGAUCACCCCGCCCCCUGAGGCAAAAUCUGAAAGUGACGGGAUGCCAUUGAAAGGUGGGGGCAGGACCAUUGCCAAUCACGGCCUCGCGGAGGAGGAUCCAAUGGAUUUCUGAAGGGACUGACUCUGUUACCCUGAAUGUACUGCCUUGUCCGCUGCCUGGGGGAAGUGAGGGGAACUGUUGCGUGAGUGCAUGAAUGCUUGUGUGUGUGUGUGUGUGUGCUUGUGUAUAUCUCUGCAUGUGUGUGUGUGUGUAUUUGUUUGUGUGUAAAACCCUUGGGCUAGAUAGUUUCUUGGCAGUGGAAUGGCUUUUCAUUCACCUUACUCUAACACGCUUGGCUCCCCAGCUCACACAGCAAAUGUGGAUGUCAAGGUCAUGAGUGUCUAGUCACAGUCACUUGUUAUUCACUUACUAGAGUUCACAUCCCACAAAAAAAAAAUCCAGAUACAAAAAUGCAGACGUAGCAGGAGAUAAAAUAUAAUGUGUCUCACUGCACUGUGAACCAUGACACAUUGUGCAUUAAGCAAUCAGUUAACUGUUUAUAAGUAUGAAUUUACGGGAUACAGGAGAGGACAAGGUGAUGAGCGAGGAACAGAUGAAUAAGCACCUCUCUUCCUGUUUCAGCAUAGACAGACAGGAAAGUGAGAUGACAGAAUGCCAAGCCCAAGCUACAUCCUAUGUACAGGUCUGAAUUUCUCUGCUUGUUUUAUUUUCAACAGACAGGAAAACAUGCUCUCAAAAACACAUAACACUUUCUUUAAAAUCCAAAACUGCUUUCUGUCUGUCUUUAAAUAUUUCCCCUAGGCCCUAACAUCUAGCCCAAGGGAUUCAGAAUUAGACUGGGAAGAGGUUGUUGAUGUUCUCUGUCACAAAUAGUACUUGGACUUUGCUUGCAAUAGUGCCUUCAUCUACUGUAUGUGUAUGUGAGUUUCUGAUUAUGUCUGUUUUUCUACUAUAAUUUUGCCUGUGUAUGUGUCAGGGUGUAUGUGCAAUCAAACUCCACCUUUUACAUUGAUUCUCAUGUCUGUGUAUGUAGAUAUAAAGUGUGUUCUUCAGGUUGUUCUACUGUGUACGUGUAGGUAUUUGUUUUGUUUUGUUCCUCCCACUCCUUGCCCCAGCAUGAACCUCAAUAUCAGUCCACCCGCAACAAAGCAGCUCUAGGUGCAAUAUAACACAUGCUUGACAGCUCAUCGGUGUACCUAAAAAUGAGGAGAGAGAAUAGAAGGUGUAACAGAGGGAGAGAACAGGUUGAAUCCUAAUUGACAACCUGCAUGGUUUAUUGUGAUAAAUGUUAUUCGUGUUAAGGAAUACAUUUUCAGUUCAUUUGAUUUAGCAAAUGGAUUUCCCACAUAGUUAUGGCCUAUGUCCUAGAGACAAAAACUAAUUAGGGAUUGUACAAAAAUUAUGUUUGAUUGAGGGUGGUCAUUAAUUUUUUCUUUGCAGAUAAAUUUUAAGAUAUAAACAAGAUCAAAUACAAAAAUAAUGAAAAUUCCAUUAACAUAUUCAGGUUGAAUGUUAUGGUUAUGGUCCACCAUCUUAAAUGAUUCAUGCUUUACCGGUUUCAGUUAUUAACAAUUAAUCGAAUUGUACCAAUACUGUUACAUUAGAGAUAUAUUAGAGGAAAGGUUUUUUUUAUUAAAGUCAAGGGAAAGGUCCAAAUUAAAUGUUAAUAAUGCUGUGGAGGAUCUUGCUUUUUUAAGAAGAAUUUAUUUUGUUUUAUACCCCCUCCACACACCAAUAAUUUUCAUACAGUCCCUACCUGAAAAGGAUUGUGAUGUAAAUAAGUUCGAGUUUUACUUUUACAUUGAGUUAAUUGAAAUUGAAUCCUGCCUCUUUCAUUACUCUCCCUUGCUUUUUACUCCUAUCCCUCUGUUCUUCUGUGCAUUGUUUUUUCCUCUUCUUCCAUCAAUCCUUUGCUCUUCCAGCCCAACUCCUCCUUUAUCUAUCUGCCACCUCACCCUGCUCUUGAUAUUCCUCAGGCCAUGUCAUCAGGGAGUUGCCACUCUAAGUUACAAGUGAUAGAGCCAGGAUUAGUUUUCAGUCUGGAUUUGAAACAGCAAUCUGUUCUGCAUUAGCUCCUGUUUCAACUCAGGAUGUCUGCUAUUGCUAUUCUGAUUUGUCACUGGAGCAUUUACUUCUCUCUCUGUGGUUCUGCUCCAACCCAGGCCCGCACUGGUCUGAGUGAACCACCCUGCUGCCCCUACCUCUUCAGUUUUUUUAUGCAUGUAGCUAGUGUUGAAGGCCCACUCUUUACAUAGUACCUACACUGUUGCUGCACCCCGAUAAGACUUCUACAAUAGUUGCUGCUUUAUGCCCUGAUUGUCGUCUUUAUACCAUUUCCUCUUGCCCCCUGUUGCUGCAUCAGUCCCUUCCAGGGAAGCCUUAUUUGUCUAAUGCACUAAAUCUAAGGAUGCCACGCUAAACCCCCACCCUACCUCUGCUCUCCUCACAUCUAUCCACAGUCAAAAAAAAAGUUUCCUUCAUGUAGUAAUAGGCCCCUUGGUGUCAUUUGUGAAAUUAUUGUCUAUCCUAAAAAACAGCCCAGUAUCCUGACAAAAUUACACUCAUAUUGGAUAAUUCUGCAGCCUGUCAAUGCAGGGAGUAGUGUGCCCUUUCAGUAGUGUAGUGGAACAUAAGGGUUUUGAGGAUAGGGAUGUGGAUGGGUGUGACACGUCUGACUUUCAUACAGAGACUGCAGUGCCUAUCUAACACCAACCAUGACUGUAGUAACAUAAAACACUGAUGUCAUGUCCUCUUUAUUUUUUUCUGGAAAUUCUGGGGGGCAUAGUGACUUAAGGAGUGUGCAUUCAACAAUUGAAAGUUGCACAUAGUGUAUAUUUUACAAGCUGAUUCCAGUAUUUCUAAAUGCAAGCUUUGACUACCUUUAGGCCAAUGAAAAUGAAUAAAUAAUUAAUUCAGUAUUUCCCCAUCAAAAUCGUCCCCCUGACUGUGUGGAGGCUUUGAAAUAGCCAUAAGACCGUCAUGUAGUAAAUUAAAAAUGUACAAAAAAAAGACUUUAUUUUUGGGGUUGCGGUGCAGUCAGUAUCGUUAAAAUUUUUUCUUUUCUUUUUUUACCGUAACCAUGACCUUUUUCUCUACCAAAUUAAAUUAAGUUUAAAAAAAUAAUUUUAGCCUAACCUUAACCACAGUUCAGUCAGCUGACUCAUGUGGAAGAAGAGAUUAUUAUGUGAAUGUAGGACAUGUGGGACCUGUAGGCUCCUCUCUCCUCCCUCCUCUUCCUCCUCCACAAGGAAACAACAAGCUCCGCAUAGCAGGGAGUGGGUAGCAAUCAUAAUAACCAUAAUAUGGCAUAAACCACAUUGUAGGUGCUCUGCGUGGAUGUUGAAAUUUGUUGGGAUUGAACUGAAUCUGAGGUUUUGCAGAAUUGUCCAAUAUCAAGUUUCUGUUUGGUGAUAGGGUUGGAAAAAAAGCUGCACAUCCUGAAACAUUUGCACAUAUAUCAAACACAAAUCCAAACAUAUGUUCCAUGAUAUUACUAUUGAGCCAAAAUACCUUUCCCACCCAGAUCGACUCUCAGCUCAGCCAAAAGAAUCCAGCUGCUUUGCAAUUAUAGUUCAGCCAAAACAAGACAGUGAAUUCAGGCGUUGCCAUGCCUCUGACAAUGGACUGUACAGUCAACUUACUAUAUUAUCUGCUCUGUGUGUAUGCAUACGAAUGUGCGAGAGCAUGUACAGUAUGUGUGUACGUAUGUGUGUUUGUGGUCUACGCCUGCGCCUCAAUGUGACCGUCUGGUGAAUGUGUAGCAUGCUGUCAUGCACGAGGCACAGGCUGUAAAUGUUGUACUUGCAUGUGGUGACUGAUCGCAACGAGACAUAAUAGAACACAUAAUCAAAACAAAUGCAGGCUUAGUUCUUAUACCUGGGAACAUUGCCCCCUGUGCUCUGAGACGAUUUAACAGGCACAUUACUAGUGAAUCAAAAACCUCAUUGUUCAGGACCCUUACCAGUGAAUUAAACUGAAAGGUGUUGUAUUCAUUGCACUCCAACCCAAGCCUUUAUUAUACUCUAUUAUCUCCUUCCCCAGGUAUAGGAACCAGGGCUCCAUUUGUAAAGGGAGUAGAACAUGUAGCAAACACAUGGGUGUUGGGGUGAUACCUCUCACAUCCUUCCUCAACCACUUACAGUAUGCCUAAUUCUUGUAUAUCCUUUUUCUCAACCACACCCUCUGCAAGCCAAAGUCCACAAUGUUUGUUUACUUUUCACAUACAGAAGUUUCUUCAAAGUGAACACUUACAAAGAGAGCUAAUGAUUUUACUUUGGGGAUCUGCUAAUAAGCUACUAAUGUCAGUUUACCCCAAGAAGACAGAUUUUGUUUUCUCACAGUGAAGUAUUUCAUUGAAAGAUUGAAAGUAUUGGUCUAGACUCCAUUGACUACAGCAGAUCCAUUUGUGCAGCAUGGACAAGAAGCUGUGAAAAAGUACAACACUGAAGGAAAAGUCAACUAAAAGUAUUUUUCUACAGCUGUCUCCAAUCUGCAUAUCCUCCUGGGUUAUGUGUACACAAAAAAAACGGGUGGUGUUAUCAGCCUUCACGUUCUGUGUUUUUGUUUAAUUACAAGGAGGCCUGGGAGAAACUGCUAAAAAUAUAUUUUUAACAGCCGUAAUCUCUAUAGGAUGAUAAAGCUAAUUUUUAAACCUUAAUCCUUUCCUUUGAAGGGUUUUAAAAUGGUUGUUCUAAACGUUGAUAGAACCUUAGAAGGUUUAGGAGUAAGAGUUCUACAGAAAACACGCUGAAACUAUUUUAAUAAAAUUCUAUAAGGGGUGAACUACGAGCAUAAUGAAAUAUUGCCACUAUUCCUUUAAGGUCAGCUACUAUUUGUUUAUUUUGUCUCGGAGAAGGCGUGCAAUGAUAUUCUUGUGCUCUGUGUUCGCCGUGGCCAAGUGUCUAGUCAGUGUGUGUCUGACUUAUUGAGAUUGGCUUCUCUCGCAACAUCUAGAUAUUCUGUUUCUCUUCUGUAUAUUUUGGCACAAAACUGUAUAAUGUAGUUGUUUUUUUAUGUUAACUUUUCAAUGGUUUCUUCCAUAUGUGUGGUUAUUUUGCUCCUGGGUGCACUGUUUUUGCUGAGUUGUUGAUAUUGCUUCCAUGCAACAAUGAAAGUUCUUUAUUGCAAAUACUAAAAA